This is a messenger RNA of Echinostoma caproni, 2343 nucleotides long. NCBI's taxonomy places the organism in Eukaryota, Metazoa, Platyhelminthes, Trematoda, Plagiorchiida, Echinostomatidae. The record is from the annotation of a GenBank genome assembly.
ACGGCACAUUUCACCAAAAAAUCGGGUGGUGAUUUGUCAAAUGACGAUGAGAAUCAGGAAGACGAAUCACUGACUGUUGAAUACAAGGCAUCACGAUCUACGGAUUCAAGAAUUACCCGUGAGCAUUGUGCCUUAGCGUCUCUGGAAAUCGACACGGACGUGAACCAGGAUGCUCAAGCUAUUUUUGAGAAGGCGCAACAAGUAAACAAGGAACUUGAUUCCACAAAAAGUAACGUCUAUCGGGGAAUGAACAACUACAAACAAUAUAUUGAAAAAAAGGACACUGUAAUGGGAAAUGCGUCAUCUGGAUUUAAUCGCAAAGGCCCGAUGCGUGCCCCCUCUAAUUUACGAGCUACUGUUCGAUGGGAUUAUCAGCCUGACAUUUGUAAAGACUACAAGGAAACUGGAUUUUGUAGUUUUGGAGACAGUUGUAAAUUUUUGCACGACCGUUCAGACUACAAGCACGGCUGGCAGAUCGAUCAGGAGUUGGCAGAAGGGACUUACGGGAUCGAUGGGACAGAUAACCGCUACGAAAUUGUGCACAAUUCCUCUGAAGACGAACCAGAUGAGGAUAUUCCACCAUUCUGCCUCAUUUGUCGCAAGGAAUACAAAGAUCCCGUUAUUACCAAGUGUAGGCACUACUUUUGUGGUGAGUGUGCUCUAAAGCGAUACAAGAAGACCGCGAGGUGUUUCGCGUGUACGGCAGACACGCGCGGAUUUUUCAAGUUCGCCAAGGAUUUAUUCUCUCGACUGGAAGCAAUACAACAGAAACGCAAACGACCGAAAGAUGAGUUCAGCGACGAUGAACAUGAUCACAAGGCAGCUAAUAGUGAUCAGCCCAUAUUACAUGCUUACGCUUCCGAUGGGAAAUCACACUCAGAUAAUGAAUCUCCCUCUCCCGGUCAUGAUGGCGAUCCUCUCCAAAAUCAGGGAGAGAAUGCGAAAGUUAAGCUACCUAUCCCGGCGGAACCCAAAUGGGCCCAGCCGGAGGCGCUUGAAUAUUGUAACUCCAGUGAAGAAAUAAUGGAAGAUCUGUACAAAAUUGUGGGCUGUCCUGUCACAGCUAGUACGGAGGAAAUUAAGACUCGUGUCAAAGCAGCCCGCCUACAAUAUCAUCCCGAUCGAUCUGGUGGAGGUAUAUUCAGUAGAGAAAGAUUUAUUGCGAUCGAGAAAGCUUGGUCCGUUCUCCAAUCCCCAGAGCUUCGUCAUCGAUACGAUAGUGCACGUACGCAAAUCCGUCUAAUGGAAGAUUCAGCCAAUGCACCGGUUCAAGCUGAACUUAGCCUGAAUGAAUUCAUACGCACAUUUUGGCGAUAUGGUUCCGCCGAUUGGUGCAGCUUUCGUACCUUUCUGGCUUCCUACCCCUGGAAUGAAUGUUGCUUUUCCACCGAUGUCUCCAUUUCCGCUUCCAAUUUCUCCAAAAUCCUUUUGCAAGGCAUGCACUUAUUUAUUCCUCAUUUCUCCAAACCCGGCAAGCCUAUUUCUCCAGAAUGGUUCAACCACGCCUGUUGCCGUGCUGUUCGUAAGAAGAAAUCAGCGUUCCGCCGCUGGCGUCGGUCACCUUCCCCCAACUCCCGCCGAUGGUUCUUGUUAGCACGUAACAAAUGUUCAACCAUCAUACAGAAAGCUAAAGAGCACUUUAUUGAGCGCAAAGCAGCACAACUGGCGACCGCUCCUUCCGGAGGCCGGACGUUCUGGUCACUCGCUAAAGCAGUCUCCCGUAACUUCUGUUCCACCAACUUUCCACCCAUUGUUAAACCAUCCGGUGAUUUAGCAUCCGACCCGUUAGAAAAAGCAGAAGUGUUUGCUUCCCAUUUUGCUUCCAAUUCUACCCUUCUCGAAUCACCCAUCCAACCUCACACCCACCCAACGNCCAAACCCGGCAAGCCUAUUUCUCCAGAAUGGUUCAACCACGCCUGUUGCCGUGCUUUUCGUAAGAAGAAAUCAGCGUUCCGCCGCUGGCAUCGAUCACCUUCCCCCAACUCCCGCCGAUGGUUCUUAUUAGCACGUAACAAAUGUUCAACCAUCAUACAGAAAGCUAAAGAACACUUUAUUGAGCGCAAAGCAGCACAACUGGCGACCGCUCCUUCCGGAGGCCGGACGUUCUGGUUUCAUGUCCUCGGCGGUUUUCUGGCUAUGGAACGCAUUCAGGAGGUUGGUCACCCACCCUACAGUCCAGACCUGGCACCAAGUGACUUUUUUGUGUUGCCAAAUGUCAGUCGCAUGAUGCGUGGAAUGCGAUACCAGUCACCAACAGCUGCGAUGGAGGCCUUCAUUAAACUGGUCGUAGGGUUACUGCUUCGGCAUGAUCGGGCUGUUUCACCAAGUGAUUUGAGCGCAUAG